AUGGUACUUACCAAACUGGAAGAGAACUUUGGAAGACCCAAUCACGACCAUGCAAAAUUGUCUAAACUAGUCCCUUACUCGGGCCUGAUUCUUACGGUCUCGUGCGUGGUCAUCUUCCUUGCUCGAGUAUAUCUCCUGGAACCACUUGUCAAACGCUUCACAGAUCAAUAUAAGCACCUAGAUCAAGCACAAAAGAGGAGCUUCAUCAAUCAUUAUGUUGCCGCCAGCAUCAAGCUACUGUUGGUCGUCGUCGCUGUUUAUCCCGCGGUCAUGAUCAUCUCUGGACGAAGGACUCUACAAUCCUCCUUUGGUAGUUCGAGUGCGAGUGUCACAUAUGGCGAUCUACUUCUCUGCGUCUUCGAAGUAUUUACCUCGAUGUACAUCUUCGAGCUGUUCUAUCGAGAGAAAGUCAGUUAUAUCAGCGCUGCACAUCACAUCGGCGCCAUUAUCAUCACACAAACAGCCACUGUGCUCUUCCACGAUCCACAACAUAGACAGGAUGCUGAGCUUGAGUUCAUUCUCUGCUUGCUCUGGGGUAUCUUCGACAUUCUCGCCGAGUUCUGGCCCCACGCUGCCGUCAUCAUCUAUCGUACCUGGCCUGAGAAGCAUAUGAUUCUCGCAGACAUCUUCCUUGCGACAGCAGUCCUUGAGGUCAUCGGUACCGUGGUCGAGACCAUCACAGUUUUCACAAUCUUCUUCUCGCUAUGGAAAGAGUGGACCAUCGAGUUCAAGGUUCUGAGUCCAACACUACACCUAUUAUUCAGCUGUGCGCAGCUCUGGGGAGCAAGAGUAUUCUGGCUCAUGUCACAACAACAUCGCAAAGCUGCCGAUGGCAAUAUCACAGAGGGAUCCGGUCCAGAAGAUNCCAGCGCCUGCCUACCAAGAACACAUCAUCAUCAAGAGCAAGGAAGAGUCCAUCGA
Molecule: messenger RNA, 921 nt
Organism: Aureobasidium musti
Lineage: Eukaryota; Fungi; Ascomycota; Dothideomycetes; Dothideales; Saccotheciaceae
Source: the annotation of a GenBank genome assembly